Necator americanus (New World hookworm) is the source of this 393-nucleotide messenger RNA. RefSeq lists its product as uncharacterized. The transcript is spliced from 4 exons. The record is from RefSeq and is a predicted model, not a curated record. The coding region runs from base 1 to 393 and encodes 130 amino acids. NCBI's taxonomy places the organism in Eukaryota, Metazoa, Nematoda, Chromadorea, Rhabditida, Ancylostomatidae.
AUGUUGUAUGCAAGUUUUUCCGUCGCCUGCAUAACCGUCCGGACAAGUGCAAAUGAAGGAACCGGGAGUGUUUGUGCAUGUAGCCAUAUGAUGACACGGCGUGAAGAAGCACUCGUUAACAUCUGGGCAAGAUGCACUGUCCAGAAGGUAAACAAAUUCCGUUUUCAUGACAGACAUUUGGAUCAGAACGGCAGGAACGAACAGGGAAACAUGAAAUUCCAUCGCCAAGGAAACCUGCAAAACCUGUGGGUCUGGAUUGCACACGUAUCCGUCCCCAAUAUACCCCGUACGACAGGAACAUUGUCGAGUGUGCUGAUCACAAAUGGCAUUCGGGUGACAAAGUGUCGAUUCUGUGAUACAGUCUGGACGAGAGAAUUUUCUGCAAGUACAUAG